AUGAGUAUAGGUUCUUCAUCAACAGCCGGAAGGACUGCCAAUGGCGACUCGAAGGUCGCGACAGGCAGUAGGCCGAGUAGCAAUGAGAGUGGCAGCGUAAAGCCAGGAAGAGAUGGCGAUGGCCCGGAGAGUUUGAACACUUACGGGAUUUAUCCUACGACGGUGCCGCCUUUUGUUUUGGAUUCGCAGUUUGAGAAGGUCGCCACGAGAGGACUUCCGGCGGCCCCAAAGGCCAAGGUGGACGAUUACAGUCGGUUUAGGCUGAGAGAUCCGUUUUUGGUUGCGUAUGAUGGGAAAUGGGGACAUUUUGCGUCUAAUGUGGGGUCUAACGUGGCGUAUGCAAGCCAGCAACAAAUGAGAGUGGUGGAUCAAAGUUCCACCAGCUCAAACAAUUCGGAUUACGACAAGCAAAGUUUGAGUGAUGACGUUUCGCAGGCGGAACGUGAGAGGGUCAGACAGGAGGUGUUGAAGGAUCUGAAUACCGAGUGGGGAGGCGGCAAACGGCUAGAAGAGCUGUUCAAUACUCCAAUAGCAGGAAAUUACGAGUUCAAGAGCAGCGAGGAUCGUAAGGCAUGGACCGAUUACGUGAGUAGGAUAAAGCAGUACUACUACGGGGAAAACACAACGUGGUAUCCUUCGACCAACAAGACGGAACUAGAUCAGCGGGGCAAGGCGUCCGACGGGAGAAGGAAUGCUGACUGGAUAGAGGAGUUGAACAGAGAUAAACUGAGAUUCAAGCGGUUCAAGCAACGUAAAUUGCAGCAAUGGAUGCCCGAGCUGAAUGCUUUGUUGCUAGACAACCAGUAUUUGCCGCUUGGUCUUAGGAUAGUAGUCGGAAUCCUGAGCCUGAUAUCAUUGGGACUGGCCGUUAGAAUCUAUCAGAACUCCGCCUCACGUGUCCAGUCGAUUGGUUCAACCAUCGACCAACAACCAAGCACAAUUAUGGCGAUCUGCGUCAACACAAUCGCUAUCGUCUACAUCAUAGGCAUUGCGCACGACGAAUUUUCAGGCAAGCCUCUUGGCCUCAGGAACCCGUUUGGUAAACUCCGGCUGAUAUUACUGGAUCUUCUGUUCAUCAUCUUCUCGAGUGCCAACCUAGCGCUCGCCUUCAAUACGCUCUACGACAAGCAGUGGAUUUGCACCGAUGACGGGCAAUCCAGCGGUCACUCUUACAAAUAUCCCAGAGUACCUUACAUCUGCAAGAAACAGGAGGCUCUAUCCGCCUUCCUCUUUGUUAUGCUAUUUAUGUGGGUCAUCACUUUCACCAUCAGCAUCGUGCGAGUAGUGGAAAAGGUCAGUUCCACGUCGCCGAGAGAUUAG
Messenger RNA from Torulaspora globosa, 1320 nucleotides. RefSeq names its product phospholipase D regulator (gene SRF1). The record is from RefSeq and is a predicted model, not a curated record. The transcript has a single exon. The coding region runs from base 1 to 1320 and encodes 439 amino acids. Gene Ontology annotation, cellular component: fungal-type vacuole; cell periphery. Gene Ontology annotation, biological process: positive regulation of catalytic activity. Lineage: Eukaryota; Fungi; Ascomycota; Saccharomycetes; Saccharomycetales; Saccharomycetaceae.